Lactuca saligna is the source of this 1203-nucleotide messenger RNA. The record is from the annotation of a GenBank genome assembly. Lineage: Eukaryota; Viridiplantae; Streptophyta; Magnoliopsida; Asterales; Asteraceae.
AUGACUAUUGAUAAUAGUUGGAUUACGUUGCAAAAUCGAAGGUGCCCAAACAACUUCAUAGAGAUCGCCAAGAACCAUGUCGAUGAUGAAGGCAAAACAUGUUGCCUGUGUAUAGAUUGUGUGAACAUGUUUCGGCAUAUUGUGACUACGGUUUAUGCCCACAUACAUGACCGUGGGUUUGAAGAAUCAUAUCUUAUAUGGAUUCAUCAUGGUGAGGAAUAUCCUCCUUCAGAUUUAGACAACCUUUGGGCUUCAAAAUAUCGUAGUACUAGAGUUGUGGCAAAGGAAAAUCCACAUGAAGAGAUGUUCAAUGUAAUAGAUGACGUUAUGGCAAAGGAAGAUCCACAUAUAGAAAAUAUAAGCCAAGAAGAAACUGCUUUAGACCCAGGGUUUGAUGCAUUGUUUGAGGAAGCUAAUACCGAGUUAUACCCUGUCAUAAGAAUGUCAGUACAUGUUGCUAGAGGACACCGUGGAGACGGUGGGGGUGAACCUCCAAGACAGCCGCAUACGAUCCCUAAAGCUUGUGACUCAUCAAAACCAAAGAGAGAUUAUAAAAGAAAAGUCUAUCUCACCUUGCAUAAUUAUUUUGAUAUAGAGUCUUUUCGUGACACACCUCAUUGGAAUGGCAUUGUGCAAGGAAUUGAUGCGGAUUUCAAAGCAAGUUACAGGCGCCGCAAGUCGAAGGUGUAUGGAAGUUCUCAUGGUGCUGAACCCUAUGCCCAAAAGCGACAUAAGGAAAAAAAAGAAACUGUAAUGCAAAACCACAUUGAUGGAUGGAAAAAAAGUUACUUUAAGGAAGGAAAUGGAUGGUGUCACCCACAGGCGCAACACGAUUGGGGUAAAAUUAUGCAAGAGUAUAGGAAAAUGUUGGAAGAGGUUGAUGGUGAUGAUUCAUUGGUUGAUCAGACAGAAUGCCUCAAGCGUGCACUUGGAGAAAGAAGCAGUCAUACAAGAGAGUUGACUCAACAAAUGAGUCAACAAUUUACUGAACAAAUGCAUCAAAUGUUCUUGUCUCAAAAUCCAAACGCCCAACCACCACAAUUUCAAUUUACUUUUGAUCCUUCUCGCCUACAAGUUCCAAAUGGUCAUGAUGUCAAUGAAGAAGAUGAAGAAAGUCAAGGAUAUGAAAAUGAAGAUGAUGAAAUGGAAGAAGGUGAUCAAAAUGAAGAAUGGGAAAAUAGUUCUAGUGGACCUGAUAAUUAG